This is a messenger RNA of Rhinolophus ferrumequinum (greater horseshoe bat), 1454 nucleotides long. It is a transcript of the gene ZNRD2, whose product is annotated as zinc ribbon domain containing 2. The record is from RefSeq and is a predicted model, not a curated record. Bases 723 to 1418 code for a protein of 231 amino acids. Lineage: Eukaryota; Metazoa; Chordata; Mammalia; Chiroptera; Rhinolophidae. The transcript has 3 exons.
CCAGCAUGCAUUUACUCAACUGCGGCUGCUACCGGAAUUGUGCAUGUCCAUAAGGCGCUUUUCGGUCAGCAGGUUUUUUGAGGGCUUAACUUCAAAAGUUAGCGGCUGACUUUGCAUCAGCCGCAGGCCUUGGGAUAGGGGAGGGCACACUGAGACACCAAACAUACAAAUAGGCUGAAAGGUAUAGGAAGCGAGAACGCUCCUCGCCUGGCCAGCUUUGGGACUGAAGCGAGAAGUACUGAAGCCUGAAAGGGCUCCACGCGCGCGCAAGGGGCCGUUUGUUAUUAUCAAGGAUGUUGUGAUGACGCCACUGCCCCGUCUGCCCCUGGUCUGGCCAGUGAAGAAAGGGAAACCCCAAGGAAGGAGGAGGCCAGCGGGGAUUUCUCGAGCCAAGUGGUUCCCUCCCUCCGCAGUGGGAAGGAAGGGCGACCCUGAGCAGUCACUUCCAGGUCCUGCGACCCGAGCGGAGUUACCACGGAGACGUCUCUCCUCAAGCGCCGCUAGUCCAAAGUUUUUGUCUACGGGGCAGCCGCUGGGAUGCACGAACUGCGCAGAGUCAAGCUUGCGGCAGACACGCCCUACUCUGGGCAUUGCGACGUCCGAGGAGCACUCUGUGCGCCAUUUCCGCCCUCACUCUCUGCCCGACAUGGAAGGGGCGGAGCCGGCGGCAGGCGCUCUGCCUGCGCGUCACUUCCGGUGUGCCUACCGGCGACCACGGCAACAUGGCUCUGAACGGCGCUGGUGAGGACUUGAGCUGCGGGGGCCUGCGGCUGCGGGGUACGGGAGGCAGCCUGCUUCGGCAAGACCCCCCGGUGCCUUGUGCCUCUCUUCCCCCAGAAGUAGACGAUUUCUCCUGGGAGCCUCCGACCGAAGCGGAAACGAAGGUGCUUCAAGCGCGACGGGAGCGGCAGGAUCGCAUCUCCCGGCUCAUGGGCGACUACUUGCUGCGUGGUUACCGCAUGCUGGGCGAGACGUGCGCCGACUGCGGGACGAUCCUCCUCCAAGACAAACAGCGGAAAAUCUACUGCGUGGCUUGUCAGGAGCUCGAUUCAGACGUGGAUAAAGAUAAUCCGGCUCUGAAUGCCCAGGCUGCCCUCUCCCAAGCUCGGGAGCACCAGCUCGCCUCUGCCUCAGAGCUCCCCUCAGGCUCUCGGCCCACCCCUCAGCCCGCAGUACCCCGCCCAGAGCACUGUGAGGGGGCUGCAGCAGGGCUCAAGGCAGCCCAGGGGCCCCCCCCUCCUGCUGUGACUCCAAAUGCAGAUGUCCUGGCCUGCACACAGGAGGCCCUCCUGCAGAAGCUGACUUGGUCCUCAGCUGAACUGGGCUCCAGCACCUCCCUGGAGACUAGCAUCCAGCUGUGUAGUCUUAUCCGGGCUUGUGCUGAGGCCCUACGCAGCCUGCAACAGCUGCAACACUAAGAGACCCCCUCAUGAGAAAAACCCUCUAGAAAAACA